AGGCUAACCAGGCACGUCGCACACGCACGCGCACGUUCACGGGGUACGGUGACUCAGCAGAUUCGAAUCGUGUACACGUGAUUAAUAGAGUGCGGAAGCAAAGUGUGCAGUUGUUACUUUGUGUGGUGGGUGUGUGUUGCGAGCAAAUUUCUACCAUUUCUACAGACAGAUUCGGUUUGUUGAGCCUUACUCGUUCAAGAUGGUGAAUCUUGGAGACACUUUCCCCAACUUUGAGGCCGAAACGAGCGUGGGGAAAAUCAAAUUCCAUGAAUGGCUUGGAGAGAGCUGGGGCAUCUUGUUCUCCCACCCUGCUGACUACACCCCGGUCUGCACCACAGAGUUAAGCAGGGCUGCCAGCCUGGCCGGCGAAUUCGCCAAGAGGAACGUCAAAAUGAUUGCUCUCUCUGUGGAUGAUGUUGAUAGCCAUGUUGGAUGGAUUAAGGACAUCCAGUCCUACAGCGGCCAGAGCGGGGAAUUCCCAUUCCCCAUCAUUGCUGACAACCGUGACCUGGCCGUCAAAUUCGGCAUGCUGGACCCAGAUGAGAGAGACAAGGCUGGCAUGCCCCUGACCGCACGCUGCGUGUUCAUCAUUGGACCUGACAAGAAACUCAAGCUGUCCAUUCUGUAUCCCGCCACCACUGGCCGCAACUUUGAUGAGAUUCUGCGUGUCGUGGAUUCCCUGCAGCUGACUGCUACCAAGAAGGUGGCCACACCUGUUGACUGGAAGGAAGGCGGAGAUUGCAUGGUCAUACCUUCUGUGAAACAAGAGGAGGUGGCUCAACUCUUCCCCAAGGGGGUGACAGUGAAACCAGUCCCCUCGGGCAAGAGCUACCUUCGAAUCACCCCUCAGCCGUAAUGGAGUGUCCCAGGACUCCAGCCCAGUAAAGACAGGGUCCAUGAUGUAUUACAAAUGAGUUGGGUCACUAUUUUCGAGGCUGCAUUGCAGUCCCACCAAAUGUUUUGUCUCCGAGGUCAUCGCUAAUUUCUGUGAAGUGUCUGAAAAUCUGUCACAUAUAUAUUCUCAUCAUGUGUGAUUAAUACAAGUUUAGUUACUAAUGUAUGAUAACGUUCAGAUGAACUUGUGGUGGUUUUUUUUUUGGUAGAUCAUUAAGAUUUCUCUAGCAUGGUACUGUUGCCUCUACACACAUGUAAUCGUAUUUCUAUAUAUUUUUGUAAAUUAUAACCACAGCACAGCUAAUUUCUAGCCAGCUUGAUUUCAGUGAUUUAAAGCAUGAGAGCUAUAACACUUCAAGAGAAAUCUUGCAAAGUUAGUAAUUGUUACCAAAGCAUACUGAAGUUGAGGUGAGUGUUUGCCUAUGCAGGAUGUAUUUUUUAAACAGUACUUCAAUGAAAAUGAUAGACAUUUCCCAGUAAAUUACUUUCAUUGAAAUGAUUUGAUGUGAUUACAAGAUCUAAAUCAGCAACAAGUAACCUAAAUAUUGAAUUAAACCACAAAGUCAUGUGGAUUUAGACUAACUUUGAUUUAUCCUGUGAAAGUGUUCUCGUCACGGUCCAUCUUAAAUUGUUCUGUAAAAGUCAACUUGUCUAGUUACCAGUAGACAUUUUUGAAAAACAAAUGGGUUUUAUCACCAAGUUCUGCAGCCUGGUGUUAUUUUCCUUUCACACUGUACAGGGUCAAAAUAUAUUGUUUCCUCUUGACUUGCAUUCCUCAGUUGCCAAGGUUAUAGCAGAGAUUAAGUAUACACGUUGUUAUGCAUCUUUAUUGGAGUUUUUGUGACUACUCAGUUGACCAAAACUUCAUUUCAUAAAAUAAAUAUGGCUCGGUGCUGAGAACAUAUGAAA
Molecule: messenger RNA, 1803 nt
Organism: Acanthaster planci (crown-of-thorns starfish)
Lineage: Eukaryota; Metazoa; Echinodermata; Asteroidea; Valvatida; Acanthasteridae
Gene: prdx6
Product: peroxiredoxin 6
Biological process (GO): cellular oxidant detoxification; cell redox homeostasis
Cellular component (GO): mitochondrion; cytosol
Molecular function (GO): peroxiredoxin activity
Source: RefSeq, a predicted model, not a curated record